This is a messenger RNA of Quercus robur (English oak), 798 nucleotides long. RefSeq lists its product as uncharacterized. Bases 1 to 798 code for a protein of 265 amino acids. The transcript has a single exon. The record is from RefSeq and is a predicted model, not a curated record. Lineage: Eukaryota; Viridiplantae; Streptophyta; Magnoliopsida; Fagales; Fagaceae.
AUGGCGUGGAUGGACAACCUCGUCAUUGAAUUCUUAAAAGAAGAUGUCCGACGUCUUCACCACCCGCAUGACAAUGCACUCGUUAUCAGCAUACUAGUAGAAGAUUACAAUAUGCACCGAGUUCUAGUUGAUAAUGGCAGCUCAGCUUACUACCCAGCAUUCCAACAGAUAAGGAUUGAUAAAAAGCGGUUGAUUUUGAUGACUGCUCCGCUCGUUGGAUUCGAAGGAACGCGAGUAUUCACUCUUGGCGCGGUCACAUUAUCCGUGACAGUGGGUGACUACCCCCAACAGAUCACUAAGGACGUAACCUUCCUUGUAGUCAACUACUUGUCCGCUUACAAUGCUAUCCUAGGACGACCCACCCUCAAUGCAUGGAAGGCUGUAACCUCAACCUACCAUUUAAUGAUUAAAUUCCUCGCAGAUUAUAAAGUAGAGGAGCUGCGCAGAAAUCAGGUGGUUGCGCGCGAAUGCUACAUAUCCAUGAUGGAGAUGGACGACCACCUCCAGACCAUGAACAUAAAAGAAUACUUGACGGUGACAGAGCCCGUUGAAAGGCUUGAAGACGUACUUCUCGACGACUCCAAGCCUGAUCGAACGACAAGGAUUGGUACCCUCGCUAACUCGAUGGUCCGCCAAACACUUGUAACUUUUCUAAAAAACAACUGCGAUGUAUUUGCUUGGAGCCAUGAAGAUAUGCCAGGAAUAGACCCUUCGGUCAUAGUACACAGAUUGAAUGUGUUACCUUCCUUUACACCCAUCCGUCAUAAGAAACGGGUAUUUGCCCUAGAACGAGAUUAA